This is a messenger RNA of Penicillium angulare, 1509 nucleotides long. RefSeq names its product MCT family MFS transporter. The coding region runs from base 1 to 1509 and encodes 502 amino acids. The transcript is spliced from 4 exons. Gene Ontology annotation, cellular component: fungal-type vacuole membrane. The record is from RefSeq and is a predicted model, not a curated record. Gene Ontology annotation, molecular function: transmembrane transporter activity. Lineage: Eukaryota; Fungi; Ascomycota; Eurotiomycetes; Eurotiales; Aspergillaceae. Gene Ontology annotation, biological process: transmembrane transport.
AUGUCUAAUGCAGUUGUUGACCUUGACCUGAGUGUCGAUUCCCAUCAUCAGAAUGCGAACACAGAUGAAACACACGCUGUCACAACAGAGAUAGAAAAGUCUGCCAGCCAUGUAACCAACUCUGAACAGCAAGUCCACGCGGUGGGAAAAUCGGAAUCGCCCGAUCAACCAACAGCACAUGACCAUCCCGCCCAGAGUGAUGUAUUGUAUCAAAUGGCCUCAACUGUGGCCCCCUCCCAGCGGUCUGUUCACAGAGAUCCAGUCAGUCGAGUGACAACUGAUGCAGAGGGGAACGUUUACCCAGAAGGUGGAAAAGAGGCAUGGCUCGUUGUAUUAGGAAGUUUUCUCGGUCUUUUUGGAUCCCUCGGACUUGUCAACACUAUCGGUACUUUCCAGGCCUAUAUUUCGAGCCACCAGCUCAAAGAUUAUAGUUCCGGAGAUAUUGGCUGGAUCUUUGGCAUGUAUGCCUUUUUAGUCUUUUUCUGUGGUGUUCAAAUCGGUCCCAUCUUCGAUGCUCGCGGCCCGCGGAUGCUGGUUCUCGCCGGCUCGAUAUGUGAAAUGGCUUUCAUCAUUCUUCUUGGAUUUUGUACCAAGUACUGGCACUUUAUGUUGGUAAUUGGCGUCCUUGGAGGCGUAGGAGCUUCUCUUAUUUUCACACCAGCUAUAUCUGCCAUCGGACACUUUUUCUACGAAAGACGCGGUCUUGCAACAGGAAUCGCAGCUACCGGUGGCUCGAUUGGAGGUAUUGCAUUCCCACUCAUUCUCGAGGCUCUAUUCCCUAGAAUAGGAUGGGCCUGGGCAACUAGAGUUAUCGCCCUGAUCUGCCUCAUCACCUUUUCAUUAGCAAGCCUCUUGAUCAAAUCACGUCUCCCUCAAAAGCCGUUCUCCAAGGAAAAUAUUCUACCAGAUUUCCGCAUCUUCCGCGAUUCCCGGUUCGCAUUGACCACCGCAAGCGUCUUCUUCAUUGAGUGGGGUCUUUUUGUCCCAAUCAGCUACAUCUCAACUUAUGCACUGGACAAGGGGUUUUCCACGAGCUUCUCGUACCAGAUUCUGGCAAUCUUGAACGUCGGCUCAUUCUUUGGACGAUUUUUGCCGGGUUUCUUUGCCGACUACUUGGGAAGAUUUAAUGCCUUGAUCGUGACUGUUGCCAUGUGCUUGCUUUGCAAUGUAUGCUUUUGGCUACCAGCGGGUAAAAGUUUAGCUCUGCUUGUCAUAUACUCUCUAUUCUUUGGAUUUGCUUCUGGCAGCAACAUUAGCUUGACACCCGUUUGUGUCGGCCAGCUUUGCAAAACGGAGAACUACGGGAGGUACUAUGCAACAUGCUAUACCAUUGUCAGUUUUGGUACCUUAACCGGUAUACCAAUUGCAGGUGAAAUUUUAGUGAGAUGUAAUGGAGAAUGGUGGGGCCUUAUUACAUUCACGAUCGCAUGUUAUGCUCUAGGUUUGGUAUGCUGCACGGCUGUCAAAGUCAUUCAAGUCGGGUGGCGCAAGCCGUUAGCAAUUUACUAG